AUGACCCGCAGAAAUCCUAAAUCUCCCGAGGCUGGCUUCUAUGCGCCAGCAACCAAAGCGACUAUCCCAAUUCGCAACGAGAGACGUAGGUCUCGGGAUGCUCCUGGUGAAAACGUCCUCAACAUUCUUCCAGAUGACGUUCGAAAAAUGAUCUAUAAGCUCUGCAAACCAGCCCCGCGUGUGAUCGAAAUUUAUAACUCCAGCCUUGGAAAUUGGGAGAACCUCGCUAGAAGAGCAAUAUCUGUAUACCUGCCUUCGAACCUGUAUGAAUAUCAUUCCACCCAAGUAGCCAGAUGCAAGGGUGUCACUGUUCCUGUGCUACUUCACAUCAACCACGAGUCGAGAGCAUAUGCAUUGCGCUUCUACACUGUCAUCUUCACUGACCCAAUUCGUGGUCAGCCAGUCUAUUUUGACCUACGGCGAGAUGUUUUAGAAAUUCAAGGCAUGGAAGCGGCAUUCGUAUUACUUGGUCGUGUCCCCUCCUUCACCUCUGAACAAUAUGAGUUUGCAAAGGGAGGCGAUAUGACUACGGCCAUGAUGAAAAUACGAAAUCUGUCCGUUGCAUUAGGCGCUCGUCCCGACCAACUUCUUACGGAACCUUUCUCUGGGCUUAAAGAAUUCACGAAUACGGAAUACCUGCAAACUCUUUAUCUUCAUUGCAGUUUCAAGACAGAGUAUGAAUUACAUUGCCGCUAUUCCAAGCCUCGUGACAAUCUGACUGUGAAGGAUCGGGAUCAACUUUACAAGGACAAAAAGCCCAAGAGGAAAUUCCUUGUUACAAAAGCACCAAAGUCCAUGUAUGUGUUUGGACAGGCAAAGAGAUGA
Molecule: messenger RNA, 825 nt
Organism: Botrytis deweyae
Lineage: Eukaryota; Fungi; Ascomycota; Leotiomycetes; Helotiales; Sclerotiniaceae
Exons: 2
Coding region: 1-825 (274 amino acids)
Source: RefSeq, a predicted model, not a curated record